GCCCACCGGAAGAAGCGCAGCACAUAGUUUACUGGUCAAAUACGGUUGAACACAAUGGCUAUAGCGCACGUUGCGACCGAAUAUGUAUUUUCUGAUUUUUUAUUAAAAGAAUCGAGUGAAUCGAAGUAUAAAGGCGUGCGGCAGGAACUGGCCCUGGACACACUGGUCAGUUUUAUCGCGGUCGGGCUUCCUUUGUUACUCAUUUCACUCGCGUUUGCACAAGAAGUGUCUGUGGGGACCCAGAUCGCCUGUUUUCCACCCUCUAGCUUCUCAAUGCGACAGGCUUCAUAUGUAGACUCCUUCUGCUGGGCUGCAAUAGAGAGUCACUCAACAGAGGAUGGGGUUAAUAGCGUCCCCCUGCAACUACACAAGUUCUUUCCUUAUAUCUUACUGCUGGUCGCCGUCAUUAUGUAUAUCCCAGCUCUCUUUUGGCGUUUCACGAGUGCCCCUUCCCUCUCUUCUGACCUCUGUUUUAUCAUGGAGGAACUUGACCGUUGCUACAAUCGUGCCAUCCGCCUGGCCAAGAGCCUUACGUCCAACCUCGAUGGCAAAGAUGUAGCAGAAGAUCCACAUGGUGGUAUUGAAUUGACUGAAGGUUGUUUUAAGUACCCUCUGGUAGAGCAGUACCUAAAAACAAAGCGUGCGUCAAAGGCUUUGGCAGCAAAAUAUCUUCUUUGUCGAGUUUUAACUCUCCUCACUUUACUGCUGGGCUGCGUUUAUCUGACCUACUACAUCUUUUGGGUGUCACCCAAUGACCAAUUCUCCUGUAACCUGCGCACAGGUAUUUUAUCAAAUGAGAGUGGGGUACCGAAUGCAGUGCAGUGUAAACUAGUAGCAGUGGGUGUAUUCCGACUCCUAAGCUGCAUUAAUCUGGUGAUGUAUGUAGUGUUAGUACCGGUUGUGGUUUAUUCUGCCCUCCAACCUUUUAUUGAACACCAGCGUGCUCCAUGUCUCCAACCAUACCGUCUGCUGCCUGCUUUCGGGCAUAGCCUCGAUUUGCAGCCUACGGCCCGUCGCUAUGAUGACCUCAGCAUCUAUCUGCUGUUUCUGGAAGAGAACUUAAGUGAGCUGAAGAGCUACAAAUGUUUGCAGGUAUUAGAGCUGCUGUCAAAGGAAGGAGAGGCAGCGUUUGACACCAUGUGUCUUCUUAGGACUUUGGGACAAGUAAGGACUGACAUGGUGGACAGAAAACAAUCCCAAACAGUCAAUGGUGAAACUAAGACAGAACAAAAUGAUGUUUCUUCACUUCUGCUGGAGGAUGCAGUACAGACAGCGAAAAGUUGCGGUUGUGUGAAAGAUAUCAGACACAGGGUGGUCUGAAGUAUUUUUUGUUUGAUACUAUAUAAUAUAAUCAUCAAUGUUUAAGAAGCUAUACUGAUUACACUGUGAAAAGAAGUCUAUAGAAUGCCGCUGCACUGAUAAAAUCUCUGGUAAUUCAUCAAUAUUAAAUAAAAGGUUUAAACUAAUUGCAAUUAACAUACAGGGUUAUGCAAUGCUUGAAACUAACAGUGAAAUAUUUAAAUGUUUACAUUUACUAAAGGAUAAAGUUAACAUGUGGGUGGCCAGAUGCAACUAAAACCUGCACCCCCAAAAGUGAUACUGUAUGCAUGUUGGAGCCUUGUCAGUUAUAAUGGGGUAUAGAGUAUGCUUUGCGACCAAACAAAUGAGAAAUGUUUUUCUUCGUUGAAAAAUACAACAAUGCCUUCAUUUUAAAAAAAAUAAGUUGUUGCCUUUUUAUACAUUUUUAGUUAAUUAAAUUUAAUUUUAAGGCAACGUUUGUAACUUGCUUUUCACUUACAUUUAAUUACAUUUACUAAAGCAUGCAACUAAAGAUUGCACCUGCAUAAUUGAUAGGAAUGUUGGGCCCUUGUGAGUUGUAAUGGGGUAUAGAGUAUGUUUAACAUUUUAAGUUGAAUUAACAAAAUAUUUUAAGGCAACCUGCUAACUUACUUUUUUUAGGUUAAACCAACACAUUUUUUACAAUCCUUUUCUUAGGGCUGUUUUCUAAAUCAAAUAUAUGCACCCUUAAUACUACCAUGCCAGAUUUUUCAAAAGUAACUGCCAGAAUGUAAUGUGACGCAGAGAAAAUGUUUUAUUGGUUUCUUCAGCCAUUACUUCAUUAUUUAAUUGUUUAAUUGCAUUAUUAUAUGGAUCUUUUAAUAUAAAGAAAUAUGUUUAUUGCUCAGAAGCAGCAAUGAGCAAUCAAGGGUUAAGAUUCUGUAGGAAAAGCAAGACGUAUAGCUUAAUACAAGCUUUAAUGUAGGUAUAAUAAAUUUAUUUCAAAUAUUUUUACUUUUGUAUAUAUGGGAGCUGUUUUUUGUAUUAGUAAGUUGAAUAUUUUACUAUUUUAAUUGUGUACUUUCUUUUGAUGUGGUUAAAUUGUUUUAUAUUAUAAAAAAAUCUGUUAUUUGUUUUAAUUGUUAUUGUUUGUAUAAUUUCAUACUGUACCUCUUGACCCUGAAGAUAUUAUCAUCAUGUUGCAUGUCUUGAACACUUCAACUGUUGUCAGACAAGUUGCAAAUAAAUACAUUUAUGCACUGUAA
Misgurnus anguillicaudatus (oriental weatherfish) is the source of this 2543-nucleotide messenger RNA. It is a transcript of the gene panx1b, whose product is annotated as pannexin 1b. Gene Ontology annotation, biological process: monoatomic cation transport; cell-cell signaling; positive regulation of interleukin-1 production. Gene Ontology annotation, molecular function: wide pore channel activity. The record is from RefSeq and is a predicted model, not a curated record. NCBI's taxonomy places the organism in Eukaryota, Metazoa, Chordata, Actinopteri, Cypriniformes, Cobitidae. Gene Ontology annotation, cellular component: plasma membrane.